AUGAAAAAAGGAUAUGGCCAUGCAGCCCCCAGCACAAACAGAGGGAAGGCCUUCUGCAUCCUGUACGCCCUCCUCGGCAUCCCUCUCACCUUAGUUAUGUUUCAAAGUGUGGGUGAGCGGAUCAACACCUUUGUCAGGAUCCUGCUCCACCGCCUGAAAAAGUGCCUCGGAAUGAGGCGCACCGAGGUCUCCAUGGUCAACAUGGUGAUCAUUGGUUUCAUAUCCUGCAUGAGCACAUUAGGUGUGGGGGCAGUGGCCUUCUCCCACUUUGAGGGAUGGAGCUUCUUCCAUGCUUUCUACUACUGCUUCAUCACCCUCACCACCAUCGGAUUUGGGGACUAUGUGGCGUUGCAAAGUGAACAGGCCCUGCAGAACAAGCUCGACUAUGUUGCCUUCAGCUUCAUCUACAUCCUGACAGGUCUGGCUGUGAUCGGAGCCUUCCUUAACCUAGCGGUGCUGCGAUUCAUGACUAUGAAUGCGGAGGACGAGAAGAGGGACGCGGAGCAGAGGGCUCUUCUCGCCCACAACGGUCAGGCAGGUGGACACAUCAACUGCUCCGUUGACCCAGUCUCUCCCUCCUCCUCGCCGUCUGGGUGUGGCGGAGGGAGCGCAGUCGGAGGGAGCAGCAACGGAGCAGCGAGCCGCGGCCUGCGAAACGUUUAUGCGGAGGUGCUCCACUUCCAGUCCAUGUGCUCCUGUCUUUGGUACAAGAGCAGAGAGAAGCUGCAGUAUUCCAUCCCCAUGAUCAUCCCACGCGACCUCUCCACCUCAGACACCUACAUGGAGCAAGGGGAGGCGUUCUCCAACCCCCUCCACUCCAAUGGCUGCGUGUGCAGCCUGCAGCGCCAUUCCGGCAUCAGCUCAGUGUCCACCGGCCUGCACAACCUCAACACUUACCGAAGACUCAAACGCAGAAGCUCCAUCUGA
Messenger RNA from Menidia menidia (Atlantic silverside), 927 nucleotides. The record is from the annotation of a GenBank genome assembly. NCBI's taxonomy places the organism in Eukaryota, Metazoa, Chordata, Actinopteri, Atheriniformes, Atherinopsidae.